GGGACUCGCCAGGCAACAACAGAACACAUCGCAGGAGGAUAUGUGAAGUUGGAAUCCCAGUAAACUAAUGCUGUGAAGUGGCUCUGUCCCUGGAGCCAAGACUUCAUCCCCUUGGUGUCAGCGAGGAUGCUGUGGGUUACCUUGCUGAGCACCAUAGCCUUAGGAUGGACCACCCCGAUCCCACUACUGGAAGACUCAGAGGAGAUCGACGAGCCCUGCUUUGAGCCCUGCUACUGCGAGGUCAAAGAGGGCAUCUUUCACGUCCACUGUGACAGUAAAGGAUUUACAAAUGUCAGCCAGAUCUCCCAGAUAUGGAGCCGGCCCUUCAAGCUCAACCUGCAGAGAAAUUCCAUGAGAAAGCUUUACUUUAACAGCUUCCUCCACCUCAACAAUGCCAUAUCUAUUAAUCUGGGUAAUAACGCUUUGCAAGAUAUCCACGCAGGGGCGUUCAAUGGCUUAGGAAUACUCAAACGGCUGUUCCUACAUGAAAACAAACUAGACGUUUUCCGGAAUGACACUUUUCUGGGGUUGGAGAGUUUAGAAUAUCUCCAGGCGGACUACAAUGUUAUCAAACGGAUUGAAAGUGGUGCAUUCAGGCACCUUCACAAAUUAAGAGUGCUCAUACUAAAUGACAAUCUGAUCCCUGUGCUCCCAAAUUAUCUUUUCCGGUCUGUGUCACUCACACAUCUGGACCUGAGAGGAAACAGACUAAAGACAUUGCCGUAUAAGGGCACACUGGAGUACGUUGGGAGGAGCUUAAUGGAAAUCCAGCUGGAGGAGAACCCAUGGAACUGUGUGUGUGAGAUUGUCCAGUUAAAAACAUGGCUGGAGAGAAUCCCUUAUACAGCUUUGGUUGGUGAGAUCACAUGUGAGUACCCAUUCCACUUACAUGGGAAAGACUUACGGGAAAUCAAGCGCAGUGAGCUCUGUCCGCUGCUCUCCGAUGCAGAGAUCGAGGCCAAGCUCGGAAUUCCCCGGGUCCCAUUCAGCAAUGAGAACACAUGGCCUACUAAACCUUCCUCCAUGCUCUCCUCCGUUCACAACACAGCCUCUUCUGUGGAAUACAAGGAAAGAGUUGUCAAGCCUACCAAACGAUCUCGGCCUACAAAGAACCCUCCAACCCCUCGUAGCAUCUACCCAGGCAUCAACCAGCCCCCUGUUGCUGGCUACCAAACAAGGCCUCCCAUCCCAAUAAUUUGUCCAGCUGGAUGUACUUGCAACCUCCACAUCAAUGACCUGGGGCUAACAGUAAACUGUAAAGAAAAAGGCUUUCACAACAUCUCUGAGCUCCUGCCUCGGCCCCUCAAUGCCAAGAAAUUAUAUCUCAGUGGGAACUUAAUACAGAAAAUCUACCGUUCUGAUUUUUGGAACUUCUCAAGUUUGGAUUUACUGCAUUUAGGAAAUAAUCGGAUAUCCUACGUCCAAGAGGGCGCCUUUAUCAACCUGCCAAACUUAAAAAGUUUAUAUCUGAAUGGUAAUGACAUUGAGAGACUCACACCUGGGAUGUUUCGGGGGCUACAGAUGUUGAGUUAUCUUUAUUUUGAGUAUAAUGUCAUACGUGAGAUUCAACCUAACUCCUUCUCCCUAAUGCCAAACCUCCAGCUGGUUUUCCUGAGUGACAACCUGUUACGCUCCCUCCCCAAUGAAGCUUUUGCUGGCACCAACCUUGCACGCCUCAACCUCCGCAACAACUACUUCCUUUCCCUGCCUGUGCAUGGCGUUCUGGAGCAUCUGACCUCUAUUGUCCAGAUUGAUCUACAUCAGAACCCCUGGGACUGCUCCUGUGAUAUUAUCCCCCUAAAACAGUGGCUGGAGAAGCUCUCCUCUGUCAUUGUGGUUGGAGAUGUCAUCUGCAAGACACCUGAGUUUGCUUUUGGAAAGGACCUGCGUUCACUGGAGGUUGAGGUCAUCUGUCCUGAGCUCAAGUAUUCUUCAGGCCCCUCACCCGCCCGGCCUGGUGGGGAUGACCUUACCACGGGGAGCUCUGACAUGGGGGAGGCAGGUGGAAGAGGGGCUGUCCCGCUGUCUGUCCUCAUCCUCAGCCUACUCAUCCUCUUCAUCUCUGCUGUGUUUGUGGCUGCCGGGCUUUUCGCCUUUGUUCUUCGUCGCAGGAAGAAGCUUCCCUUCCGGAAACGUUCUGAGGUAGAUCUGACAGGGAUCCAAAUGCAAUGCAGGAUUUUUGAGGACCCACCAAGGCAGAGCAGUGCCGGUAACACUGGCACACCAGAGAAACCGACACCCAGUAUGCACACUCACACUAGUCACACACAUGCUCAUGGUCACGUUUAUGAUUACAUCCCCCACCCUGUGACUCAGAUGUGUAACAACCCCAUCUAUAAGCCUAGAGAGGGGGAGAUAGCAGCAGAAGACAGAGUGCAUUUUUCACAGAAGAAAGAAAAUGGCAGCAGUAGCAACAGUAACUACAGAACCUUGUUAGAGAAAGAGAGAGAGUGGACUCUGGCUGUCUCCAACUCUCAACUCAACACUAUCGUCACAGUCAACCACUCCACGGCUGAAAUGGCAGGAUUUCAUGAGAACGGAGGGCUCUGCCCUACAGUAAUUGACAGUCAGAGGCCCACGCCAACAGUGGGCUUUGUAGACUGUUUGUAUGGGACAGUACCCAAACUAAAGGACAUGCAUGUGGCGCAUGCGCACCCACCAGGCAUGCAGUACCCGGAUUUGCAGCAGGAUGCACGGCUGAAGGAGACAUUGCUUUUCACGACGGGGAAAGGCUGCUACCCCGAACCGUCCCAAAGCGAUUACCUCGAGUUAAGGGCCAAACUUCAAACCAAGCCGGAUUACCUCGAAGUCUUGGAAAAAUCUUACCGGUUUUAACAUCUCUAACCCAUGGAGAAAAAACAACACAUUCAC
Perca flavescens (yellow perch) is the source of this 2871-nucleotide messenger RNA. It is a transcript of the gene slitrk3a, whose product is annotated as SLIT and NTRK-like family, member 3a. Gene Ontology annotation, biological process: positive regulation of synapse assembly; axonogenesis. Bases 127 to 2835 code for a protein of 902 amino acids. Gene Ontology annotation, molecular function: protein binding. Gene Ontology annotation, cellular component: postsynaptic density membrane; GABA-ergic synapse. The record is from RefSeq and is a predicted model, not a curated record. Lineage: Eukaryota; Metazoa; Chordata; Actinopteri; Perciformes; Percidae. The transcript has 2 exons.